Messenger RNA from Funneliformis mosseae, 1572 nucleotides. The record is from the annotation of a GenBank genome assembly. Lineage: Eukaryota; Fungi; Glomeromycota; Glomeromycetes; Glomerales; Glomeraceae.
AUGACACCCCAAUUAAAUUAUGAUUGUCUUGGUCAAAUAUUCAAGUUUAUAAUUGAUGAUGAUGAAAAUCCGGCAUUGUUACAUCCUUUUACACUUGUGAAUCAUAUGUGGUGUCAAGCGGUUAUGCCAUUUUUGUGGAAUAAUCCAUGGAAGUUUUGUAAAGAUGGAAGGUUGUUACCAUUGAAACGCAAUGUGCUCGUUAAAACUUACCUCGCCUGUUUAUAUCAAGAAUCAAGAGGGAUUUUAAUCAAUGAAAAUUUUUUUCAGGUAUUAUUCUCAAUCACAAAUGAAUCUUCAACAUCUCAAGGAACGAUGAAUAAUGAUAGGAAUAUUGAUUAUAUACUAAAUCGUCCGGCUUUCGGUUAUGCAAAAUUCUUACGUCAUUUAAAGUUAAAUUCUUUGACAUACGCCAUCAAAUUUUGGAUGAAAUUUAACCUUUUGAAUCUUUCAAAAUCUCAUUAUGAAACAAUUCGUUACAAUAUGCUCGUGGAGAUGAUAAAUUAUCUCGUCAUAAAAUCGCCUUGUUUGUUCAAGUUGGAUAUUAGAUAUUGUGAUGGUGAAUUACGUCAAAGUUUGAAUAUCCUUGCAAACCUUUUGGAAAGAUCCGAAGGAAAGGUUAAAAGUCUAUUGGAACUUAAAACUUUUGAGUACAAUGGAAAGGUUACUGAAUUGCAACAAAUUUUUAAGGUACUCUCUAUAACAAGUCAUAAAAUUUUAAGGAUUCCCAUUUAUGUUAAUAAUUUGUCCGAGAAUCCGUUAAACCUAUUAAAAGUUCAAAAUCAUUUAUCGGAAGUUACAAUAACAAGUGAUUCUGUUGAAACUUGGAAGUGUGAGUGGGAAGAUAUUGAAAUCAUACGUUCGAUUAUCACAAAAGCUAAUUUAAUCACUCACCUAACAUUGGAAAACAUUUUUAUUCCACUUUCAUUUGUUUCAUUAUUUGAAAAUUUAAAAGAAUUAAAUUUGAUAAAUUUUUAUCUUCAAACGAAAAAUCAUUGGGAACCUUUAUUUACAACUUUCUUGCCAAAUUUACAAAAAUUUCAUUGUGAACCAAAAUUACCUGAAAUAACAUUAUAUCUUGAUGUGAUCUCUAAAUUUGUACGAAAUUCAUGUGAAUUAUCUCAAAUAAUAUUAAGAGGAAAGGUUGAAGAAUCAUUUUUCAUAAAAGAUUUGUUGAUAACAAUGGCGAAUUCUUGUCCGAACCUUACAGUAUAUGAAGGACCCAUAAGUUCCAAUGAAACGAAUGAAUUGAAAGGAUUUUUAACAUUUUGCAAAAAGAUCUCAACAUUGCAUCUACAUUCGACAAGUAUCAAUGGAAAUUGUGAGAAUUUUGAUAAUUUAUUAAAUGAAAUUUCACAAAUAAUUCCAAAAAAAUUAAGGGUAUUAAUGAUUAGUGGUAAAUGGAUAAUUACUUCAGAUUCUUUAGAAAUAUUUUUGAAAAGUAGAGAAAAUGUAUCAUCAAGAGGAAAAAUCAGUUUUUAUUGGGGUUCCUUGGAAGGAAAGUUUAGAAAGAUUUGUAGGAAAUAUCAAGAAAAAGGUAUUGUAGAAAAGUAUGGAGAUUGUUUAAGUUGUUAA